Olea europaea var. sylvestris is the source of this 779-nucleotide messenger RNA. RefSeq names its product 14-3-3-like protein B. Gene Ontology annotation, cellular component: cytoplasm. NCBI's taxonomy places the organism in Eukaryota, Viridiplantae, Streptophyta, Magnoliopsida, Lamiales, Oleaceae. The record is from RefSeq and is a predicted model, not a curated record. The coding region runs from base 1 to 621 and encodes 206 amino acids. Gene Ontology annotation, biological process: signal transduction. The transcript is spliced from 5 exons.
AUGCGGUUAACUAUAAAAGUUUUUCUACUAGAAGCAAAAAUUAUAUUAAAUGGAUCCUUAGUUAUUGGUAUUGGUUUAGCAAAUUAUCCUUAUCUACGUUCUAGAAGGCCAGAAUAUGAUAGAGGAGUAGAAAAUAAGUUGAUGUGUCCCAUUGUACAAUUAGCAUCAAUUUGGACGUGCGACACUAAGGCCACUUGUUCGGCUAAGCUUAAAAGAACCACGCAUACUUCCUCUCCGUUUUAUUUUGGUCUAUUAGUAGAUGAAGUGGUGGAAUUGUUCUAUCUGGUUAAUACUGGGCGAUCUGAAGGCGAUCAAUUUGACGAUUGUUGCAAAUAUGAGAUUGCAAAUACAGAACUUGCCCCAACACAUCCAAUCAGGCUUGGACUUGCUCUCAACUUCUCAGUAUUCUACUACGAGAUACUGAAUUCUCCUGAUAGGGCUUGUAAUCUUGCUAAACAGGCUUUUGAUGAGGCAAUUGCGGAGUUGGACACCCUUGGAGAAGAGUCAUACAAGGAUAGCACUCUGAUUAUGCAGCUUCUACGUGACAACCUUACUUUGUGGACUUCAGACAUGCAGGAUGAUGGUUCUGAGGAGAUCAAGGAAGCACCAAAGCAAGAUUAAUAGUAAAAUUUUAUGAUUUACGAUUUGAGUGUUUUGCUAUGUGGUCUGUUUUUUUCAAAUUGAAAAUGCUACUUGUAGCCAGUAAUCUCUAUAAUCUACUUAUUUGCCUAUCUGAAAUUUUAGAAGUUUCUUAUUUCUAUCAUUUGUUAUUUACCUUA